This is a messenger RNA of Dichotomopilus funicola, 405 nucleotides long. RefSeq lists its product as uncharacterized. The record is from RefSeq and is a predicted model, not a curated record. The transcript has a single exon. Bases 1 to 405 code for a protein of 134 amino acids. Lineage: Eukaryota; Fungi; Ascomycota; Sordariomycetes; Sordariales; Chaetomiaceae.
AUGGCCGCCGCCCUCCACAUCCGCAUCCCAACCCUCCAAACCCUCCCGCUCCCAUCCAUCAUCCUCCGCUGCACAACCCUCAACCCCCAACCCUUCAAAACCUCCCCCUCCCCCUUCUCAACAACCCGCAUCACCCGCAACACCAACACCAACACCAACACCAGCAGCACUGGCGCCAGCGCCAACGGGAGGACCAACGCCAACGGAAAUGGAGACGUCAAUGCGAACGGAAACCCCUCCUACCCGAAAUUCUCCCUGAAGAGUAUUGUGCCCAACCCGCGGAUGCGCAAGGCGAUUAUGGCGGGGUUGGUGGUGAUGGCGGGGAUGGAGGGGUAUAUGUGGGUGACGUAUUGGCCGCAGAUUAUGGGGUGGGUUGGGUAUGGGGGGGAGGAGAAGAAGGAGUGA